This is a messenger RNA of Phytophthora infestans T30-4, 678 nucleotides long. RefSeq names its product HSF-type DNA-binding protein, putative. Gene Ontology annotation, biological process: regulation of DNA-templated transcription. NCBI's taxonomy places the organism in Eukaryota, Oomycota, Peronosporomycetes, Peronosporales, Peronosporaceae. The record is from RefSeq and is a predicted model, not a curated record. Gene Ontology annotation, molecular function: sequence-specific DNA binding; DNA-binding transcription factor activity. The transcript has a single exon. The coding region runs from base 1 to 678 and encodes 225 amino acids.
AUGAGUGGAGUCCAUGACCACGUUGUGGCCACUGCCAAGCCCAAGGAGGUGGCCCCAUUCCUAAAGAGUCUGCGGCAGAUCCUGGACUCUGAAAACACUGCCAUUAUACGCUGGACGCCCGAUGGUAAGGCAUUCGAGAUCCACGACAUGAACACCAUGAUGCACCUCGUACUACCCAGAUACUUCAAGCACAGCAAGUACACGAGCUUCCAGCGCCAGCUCAACUAUUUUAAUUUCCGCAAAUGGACCAAGUCCAAGGCCGUCGUCUGCACCUUCUCGAAUCCAUUUUUCCAGCGUGGCCAACCAGCGCUCGUUUGGUGUAUCACACGUAAGAAGUCGCUCCACUCGGAUGAUAAAGGCCCCAGGAGCGGCAGUGUAAAGUCUCUCAAGGCCAAGAAGCUAUCUCGUUCGCCCAAGGCCAUCGUCAUCAAGCUACUGCGGAGCAAAAGUGGCAAUCAGACCUCGCUCCCAUCCCCUACUGACGCAAACACGCUCGAAAUGUGCAACGUGUUCGGUACGGUAUCGGACAUCACCUUCCAUGACUCGUUGGGGUCAUCGCUAGACGCAAACUAUUCACUCGAUUGGGUCGACACGCUGUACUCAUCACUGGAGCCGCAGGUGGACAACGCCGCGCAUCCGUCGUUCCUCGAUCAUGCGUUCGACUACACCGAGUUGUGA